Vespa velutina is the source of this 2796-nucleotide messenger RNA. It is a transcript of the gene Plod, whose product is annotated as procollagen-lysine,2-oxoglutarate 5-dioxygenase. Lineage: Eukaryota; Metazoa; Arthropoda; Insecta; Hymenoptera; Vespidae. The coding region runs from base 349 to 2556 and encodes 735 amino acids. Gene Ontology annotation, biological process: peptidyl-lysine hydroxylation. Gene Ontology annotation, cellular component: endoplasmic reticulum. Gene Ontology annotation, molecular function: procollagen-lysine 5-dioxygenase activity; L-ascorbic acid binding; iron ion binding. The transcript is spliced from 9 exons. The record is from RefSeq and is a predicted model, not a curated record.
UGAUUUCUACGCGGGAUGAAAAAGAUGUGUCUGUAUAAAGCCUAACGUCCUCUUCAUGGAUAGUAGUUUGCCUCCGAAAUGUGUGGGAGUAAGAGUAGUACAGAGAAACAGUAAGGGAAUGAAAGAGAGAGAGUGAGAGAGAGAAAGAAAAGGAACCCGGUCUUUCAGUCCUUCAAAGCAUUUAACGCGAUUCUCUCAGUCGAAGACAGCAAUCGAAAGUGUGAGCUCGAGUUAUGUAUCGUUGAUUUCGUUAUCGCAAUCUAAACGUCGCGUGACGAUUAUUUAAAAGGGUCAAACAAGUAAAGUCGACGAUUUUCUUCGUGAUUACAUUGAUCUGCCAUUUCGAAAAUGCAGAUCAAAAGAAUCGGAUGGUGCCUGAUCUGGAGCAUUUUUUUGACCUACCACGUGGUCAGUGAGAACACGGACUCAUCGGAAUCAAAUGAUAUUCUACUUUUCACUGUUGCCUCAAAUGAAACCGAUGGUUUCAAAAGAUAUAUUCGGUCUACGGAGGUCUACGGAUUUCGUGACCGCGUGCGGGUUCUUGGUUUAGGAAAAGAAUGGAGAGGGGGUAAUGUCAAAACCAGUCGAGGUGGUGGAUAUAAAAUAAAUCUCUUCAAAGAUGCAUUAAAGAAAUAUGAAGAUGAUAAGGAGAGAAUCGUUAUCUUUACGGACAGUUAUGACGUUAUAUUCCUAACUCCGCUUUCCGAAAUCAUCGAGAAAUUUAAGGAAACCGAAGCACGAGUACUUUUCUCAGCGGAGGGUUCCUGUUGGCCAGAUCGGAAUUUAGCUUCAAAAUAUCCACACGUAACAGGAGGAAAGCGUUAUUUAAACUCCGGUGGUUUUAUGGGCUACGUCUCCGACAUUUUUGCCAUUUUAAAUACUGCCACGCUCGAAGACCACGAAGACGAUCAAUUAUUUUAUACGAACGUUUAUCUUGAUGAAGAUUUGAGAGAAAAGCACAAGAUUAAACUCGAUCAUAAAUCCGAAAUAUUCCAAAAUCUUUAUGGUGCAGUAGCCGACGUCGAAUUGAUAUUCAAGGGACAAGAAGCAUAUCUUCAAAACACGGUUUACAAUACGAUACCUUUGAUAGUACACGGUAAUGGUUACAGUAAGCUAGCCCUAAACUCUUUAGGAAAUUAUUUGGCACGCGCCUGGAGUCCUGAGGAAGGAUGUUUGAAUUGUUGGGACGAUGUGAUCGAAUUGGAUGUUAAAAAACCUGAUACAUUUCCGAUUAUUUUGGUCGCAUUGUUCGUAGAUAUACCAGUACCAUUUUUAGAAGAAUUUUUAUUAUCCGUUUAUCGACAGACCUAUCCAAAAUCUAAACUGCAUCUUUUCAUUCACAACAAUGUUCCAUAUCACGAGCAGACAAUACAAGAGUUCAUCGAUACUAUUGGAGAAGAAUAUUUGAGCGUCAAACAAAUUUUUCCGAGCGAUGAUAUAGAUGAAGUCCAUGCGAGAAAUUUAGCAAUGGAUUACUGCUUGUUGAAAGACUGUACUGGAUACUUUUCGGUCGAUGCUAUUGCCCAUCUUGACAAUGAACAUGCCUUGAAAUUGUUAGUUGAACAACAAAGAAAUAUCGUCGCUCCUUUGCUUGUUAGACCAUACAAAGCAUGGAGUAAUUUUUGGGGUGCCAUUACGGACGAUGGAUUCUAUGCUCGCAGCUUCGAUUAUAUGGAAAUUGUCAAGAAUGAACGCAGGGGUUUAUGGAAUGUACCAUUCAUUAGUAAUUGUUAUUUGGUCAAUGCCACACUCAUAAAGAACAAGGCAACACGUCCUUCCUAUUCGGUCGACGAUUUGGAUCCAGACAUGGCUUUUGCAUAUGUCAACAGAGAACGUUAUAUUCACAUGUAUGUUAGUAACAGAUUAGAUUUUGGACAUCUGGUUGAUCCGGAUACCUACAAUAUCAAAUUAACGCAUCCAGAUUUCUAUCAAAUAUUGGAUAAUAAGUUCGAUUGGGAGAAAAGAUACAUACACGAAAAUUAUAGUCUGAACUUUGAUCCGAAUCAUAAACCCCAACAGCCGUGUCCAGAUGUUUAUUGGUUCCCUAUUGCCAAUCAACGAUUUACUAAAGAAUUGAUCAAUGUCGUAGAAACGUAUGGUCAUUGGUCCGAUGGUACUAAUCAUGAUCCAAGAUUAUCAGGUGGUUAUGAGAAUGUACCAACUCGCGAUAUUCACAUGAAUCAAAUUAAUUUUGAACCACAAUGGUUGUACUUUUUAAAGGAGUAUGUUAGACCUCUACAGGAAUUAGUAUUCACGGGAUAUUAUCAUGAUCCACCACGCGCCAUAAUGAAUUUCGUUGUUCGAUAUCGACCAGAUGAACAACCAUCGUUAAGGCCGCAUCAUGAUAGUUCGACGUACACAAUUAAUAUCGCUCUUAACGAAGUUGGAGUCGACUAUGAAGGCGGUGGAUGUAGAUUUAUCCGAUAUAAUUGUUCGGUUACCGAUACGAAACCCGGAUGGAUGUUGAUGCAUCCUGGAAGACUGACACAUUAUCAUGAAGGAUUGAAAGUGACCAAGGGUACUCGUUAUAUAAUGAUUUCUUUUGUUGAUCCAUGAUAAGUUUAAAAGAAGAAAACUAAGUUCCGUUUAGGUUCGUGUAAGUAUAUCAAUUAAAUGUGUUCUUUUAAUGUUGAAUGGACGAUAUAAAAUGAUAUAAGAUCGUCCAUGUAUUAUUUUUAUAAUGUGUUGUAACAUAAUUGUAAAUGCACAUACUUCAUUCAUGAUAAUAAUGUUGACUGAAUGUUUAUACAGAUUAAUGCAAAUCGUAAAUACAACAUUGUAAUAUAUAAUACUAAA